This is a messenger RNA of Closterium sp. Naga37s-1, 414 nucleotides long. NCBI's taxonomy places the organism in Eukaryota, Viridiplantae, Streptophyta, Zygnematophyceae, Desmidiales, Closteriaceae. The record is from the annotation of a GenBank genome assembly.
AUGGCGACGGCUGGGAUGCACGUGCUGAUGCUGGCAGCGCUGGCAGUGGGGCUGCUGGCGGCGGCGGUGAGUGGAGCGCGCGACGCGAUGAAGGUAGCCAAGGGCCUGGUCCCCACGGACGUUGGGGGCAAUGGGGUGGCUGGCGGGGCGGCGGCGGGGCAGCAGAGGAAGGGCGCGCGCAUUCUGGCAGCUGAGACCUUUGCUCACCAUGCUCCUCUGCCCGACUACCUCGACCACAUCCCCCGCCGCCAGGCCCUUGCCACCUCGUGUGGGCGCAUAACGGUGACGAUCCGCUCGCAGUACCUGGGGCGGUACGACCUGCACAGCCUAACCUGUCUCCUGCUUCCUUCCUCCCCUUUCUCCCUUACCUCCUUCCCCUGUCCCUCUUCCCAACAUGUGGGCGCACGACGGUGA